Molecule: messenger RNA, 3313 nt
Organism: Alternaria rosae
Lineage: Eukaryota; Fungi; Ascomycota; Dothideomycetes; Pleosporales; Pleosporaceae
Exons: 4
Biological process (GO): endosomal vesicle fusion; vesicle-mediated transport; intracellular protein transport
Cellular component (GO): cytoplasm; fungal-type vacuole membrane
Molecular function (GO): protein binding
Source: RefSeq, a predicted model, not a curated record
CCCAUGCACCCAUGGAGCCUGCAGCAACCGUCGCAUAGCGGCAUAACCAUGGCCAAAUGAAGUCGCAGUCGAUACAAUAGCCAUAAUGCUCUCUGCAUUCACCGCCCGACCCAUCGUCGAGCUCAAGCAGCGCGACAAGUCAAAGAUCGAGUCCAUCCUCGCAUAUGCAGGCGACCGCGUACUUGUCGGCUUGAACACGGGCGCUCUGCGCAUCUACCGCGUAAACGACCAGAUUGAGGAUGUAGAGCCCGACCGCAAGCAGAACGGCGACCCGAACGGUGAAAGCGAAGCACCUGCCACGCCAAAAGCCAGACCCGCCGACCUCCUACGCGAAGAGGAGAAGUUCUCCCGACGCCCGAUACAGCAGCUGGCGAUUAUUAAGGAAGCGAAUAUUCUGGUCUCGCUGUCAGACAACUAUGUCUCGAUCCACGACAUUCAGACGUACCAGUUGCAGGAGAAGCUCGAGAAGACACGGGGUGCGACUACGUUCGCUGCGGCGAGCAACAUCGUCAAGGACCCUUCUACUGGCAUACCUUCUAUCGUGAGCCACUUGGCUGUCGCGGUGAAGCGGAAGAUCAUACUGUGGACAUGGCAGGACAUGGAGCUGACGGGUGACGCGGUGGAGAUCUCGCUCAUUGCUUCCGUCAAGAGCCUGACAUGGGCGACAGGCACCAAGAUAGUCGCCGGAAUGGACCCUGGCUUCGUAAUGGUCAACAUCGAAACGCAGGAGGUUCAGGAUAUCAUCAAACCAGGCGCGUUGGCUGAGAACGGGAGUCAGGGCGGAGCACGCUUCGGCGCAGUUUCGUCGUCAGGCAUGGGAUACAUGGGCAUGGGCAGUUGGGUCCCCAAACCGCUCGCGACACGGCUUGGAGAGGGCGAGAUGCUGUUGGCGAAAGAUGUCAAUAGCCUUUUCAUCGAUACAGACGGGAAUGCCCUUGAGAAGCGGCAAGUGCCCUGGCAUUCCGCCCCCGAGACCAUCGCAUAUUCCUACCCGUACAUGCUCACACUGCUACCUCCCGCGAAGGGCAGUCUGGAAGUCAGGAACCCUGAUACACUGAGCCUGCUACAGACAAUCGCACUACCCAACGUCAGCUUCCUCCACGUACCGCAGCCAAACAUCAGCUUAGCCCACGCCGGAAAGGGUUUCCUCGUCGCGAGCGAUCGGUCGAUAUGGCGAAUGGGAGCGCAAAGCUAUGAGACACAGAUUGAUGAGCUGGUUGCCAAUGGACGCUACGACGAGUCGCUCAGUCUUCUCAACAUGCUAGAAGAUACUCUGCUUCUUGACAAGGAAGAGAGAGUGCGAGAGAUACAGAUCCUGAAAGCCCAAGCCUUGUUCGACCAGAGGAAGUAUCGCGAGGCCAUGGAGUUGUUUGUCGAUGCAAAGGCCCCGCCUGAGCGCGUCAUCGCAAUGUACCCCAGGUCUAUCGCUGGCAACCUAGCACCGGAAGAGAGCGUCAAGGGUGAUGGGAGUGUGGCGGACGAGGAAGAAGCAAAUGGAGAGAAACCGACGAAAGAACAAGAAGAAAGCACGCCGGCUCCCGUGGCCACGAUCGGGCGGUCGAUGAUGGGCCGGUUUGGAGUCGGAGGCCAUAAGAAAGUCGAUUCAGACGCUGCUUCUAUCCGCACCAACUCGGCCAAAGACGAUACCAUGGAACCGGCGAGUGUAAAGAAGAGGCCAACCGACCCCUCCCAGCCAGACAAAGCGGCCGCAGAGAAAGAGUUCAAAGACUCUGUUCGCGCUCUGCAGUCUUUCCUCACUCAAUGUCGCGUCCAAAUCAAGCGCUACAUCGACACCGACGGCAACCUCAAAGAGCCUCUGCCUACACCUAGCGGCAGCCAACUCGAAGCCGAAAAGCCACCGUUCCACAUCUUUAUCGAAGAGUCCUCGCUCCAAUCUCCUGUAGAUUGGAAAGCAAAACUGCUCGAAGUGGCUCAACUCGUUGACACAACCCUCUUCCGCGCGUACAUGAUUGCGAAUCCCAGUGUAGCCGGCUCCCUCUUCCGUCUCCCCAAUUUCUGCGAACCAGACGUCGUACAAGAGAAGCUCUACGAAACAGGUCGAUACGCCGAUCUAAUCGACUUCCUGCACGGCAAGAAAUUGCAUCGCCAGGCCCUAGAAUUACUCGAGAAAUUCGGCAAGAACGAAGCCGACGAGGAAGUGUCCCCCGCACUACAAGGACCGCAAAGGACGGUAGGGUAUUUACAGGCUCUGCCCCCUGAACUCAUCGACCUCAUUCUCGAAUACGCGGAAUGGCCGCUCCGCACGGAUCCCAAACUCGGCAUGGAGAUCUUCCUCGCUGAUACCGAGAACGCUGAGACACUGCCUCGCGACCGCGUCCUCGAGUUUCUACAAAAUAUAGAUUUAAAACUCGCAGUCAGAUAUCUCGAACACAUUAUCGAGGAGCUGAAUGAUUUGAAUGUGGAUUUCCACCAGAGGCUUGUGGAUUUGUUGUUGGAGAGGUUGAAAGCGGGGGAGUUUGGUGAGGGGGAGGAAGGGCAGAGUGAGAAGAGGGAUUGGAAGGGGAGGUUGGAAACUUUCUUGAAAAAGGGGAAUGCGCAGUAUAAUCGGUAUAGGGUGUUUCAGCAACUUCCGGCAAAUGGUACAGAUCCUGAUUACUACGAAGCGAGGGCUAUCGUGCUGAGUAAGAUGGGAAGUCAUAAGCAGGCAUUGGCGAUUUACGUCUUUCAGUUGAAGGAUUACCAGAAAGCUGAAGACAACAUCUCACUAACACAACCACCCAGAUACUGCAACCAAGUCUACACCGCACCCCCUACAGCAACCUCCCCCGACCGCUCCCCCCAAGCAACCCGCGGCACAAUCGAAGACACGGAACUCUCCAUCUACCACGUCCUCCUCUCACUCUACCUGCAACCCCCACCGCCCCACCAACCAAAUUGGCCCCCAGCCCUCGAUCUUUUAUCGAAACACGGCGCUCGCCUUCCCGCAGCCACAACCCUUGACCUCAUACCACCUACCCUACCCGUUAAGGACCUAGAAUCCUACUUCUUCGGCCGCAUCCGCAACGCCAAUUCCCUAUUAAACGAAGAGCGCAUUGUUGCGCAUUUGAGGGGUGUGGAGAAAGUGGCUGUUGAGGCAGCGGUGCUGCUAGGGAAAGAGGAUAAGCUGGAUAUGUAUGGCAGGAAGGUGCCUGGCGGAUUGAAUCGCAGGGUGGUGAUUGAUGAGGAGAGGCAUUGUGCGGUUUGUCAUAAGAGGUUUGGCGGGAGUGCGAUAAGAGUUUUCCCGGAUAAUAGUGUUGUGCAUAGUGGGUGUGCGAGGGGGAGUGUGGGUGUGGGUACGGGUGGUGGUUUUGGA